Messenger RNA from Pimephales promelas (fathead minnow), 3534 nucleotides. The record is from RefSeq and is a predicted model, not a curated record. Lineage: Eukaryota; Metazoa; Chordata; Actinopteri; Cypriniformes; Leuciscidae.
GUCUGCAGCACCGCUGAGAGUAUCUUAAACUGUGAGAAACCCCUGGUUUAAUAAAGAUUGUUACUCCUUUGAAACUUAUCUCUGUCUCUGUGGUCCUCUGUCGUGUGCCUGUGGUGUCGGCUCCUCACGGUGGUGACUCGGUUAGAGGGGGGGUGGUUGGUCACCCGAGCGUUCCUCCCCUCGACCUGUGACAAUACUAUAAGUGCCUUUGAAACAAAUAUUGUGGAUCGAAAUGAAUCGCUCUGAAUUAGCAAAAGAAGAAGAAAAAAGCUAAUCUGUCAGACCCCUGCAACACCUACACUGUGCUGGACAAUCCAUGGAGAUCCAUCAAUAAUACAAAUAACCCCUACUGUGACACGUCUGUCUCCUGGAGCGGCUGGUAUCGUCUCUUCAUUAACAGCACUAGCGCUCAUAUCUCAGACACGUGUGUUCCGUGGUACAGUUGUGGCACUAAUAUCCCACUGUGGAUCCGUGGUGGACACCCAACAGUAACAGAUGGAGUCGUCACUCGAGAUGUCUGCGCUCACUGGAUCAAUUUCUGCUGCUUUUUCGGGUCUUAUCCCAUUAAAGUCAAAGCCUGUCCAGGAGAUUAUUAUGUCUAUGAGCUGGUCAGACCAACUCGCUGUGAUAUGGCAUACUGUGCAGACACUGGCAGCAUUAACACCAGCCCUACAACUGUCACACCAGUGACCAUCUCACCUGACCCCUGCAACAACUACACUGUGCUGGACGAUACAUGGAGAUCCAUCAGUAAUACAAAUGCUUCAGUCAGAAACUGUGACCGGUCUGUCUCCUGGAGCGGCUGGUAUCGUCUCUUCAUUAACAGCACUAGCGCUCAUAUCCCAGACACGUGUGUUGCUCAGUUCAGUUGUGGCACUGGUAUCGCACUGUGGAUCCGUGGUGGACACCCAACAGUAACAGAUGGAGUCGUCACUCGAGAUGUCUGCGGUGACGGUGGGAGUUUCUGCUGCUCUUACGGAUCUUAUCCCAUUAAAGUCAAAGCCUGUCCAGGAGAUUAUUAUGUCUAUGAGCUGGUCAGACCAACUCGCUGUGAUAUGGCAUACUGUGCAGACACUGGCAGCAUUAACACCAGCCCUACAACUGUCACACCAGUGACCAUCUCACCUGACCCCUGCAACAACUACACUGUGCUGGACGAUACAUGGAGAUCCAUCAGUAAUACAAAUGCUUCAGUCAGAAACUGUGACCGGUCUGUCUCCUGGAGCGGCUGGUAUCGUCUCUUCAUUAACAGCACUAGCGCUCAUAUCUCAGACACGUGUGUUCCGUGGUACAGUUGUGGCACUAAUAUCCCACUGUGGAUCCGUGGUGGACACCCAACAGUAACAGAUGGAGUCGUCACUCGAGAUGUCUGCGGUGACGGUGGGAGUUUCUGCUGCUUUUUCGGGUCUUAUCCCAUUAAAGUCAAAGCCUGUCCAGGAGAUUAUUAUGUCUAUGAGCUGGUCAGACCAACUCGCUGUGAUAUGGCAUACUGUGCAGACACUGGCAGCAUUAACACCAGCCCUACAACUGUCACACCAGUGACCAUCUCACCUGUUACAAACACCAGCAGCACCAGCACAACAGUCACACCAGUAACGGCCUCAGCUGUUACAAACACCAGCAGCACCAGCACAACAGUCAGACCAGUAACGGCCUCAGCUGUUACAAACACCAGCAGCACCAGCACAACAGUCAGACCAGUAACGGCCUCAGCUGAUGUAAAUAUAACGCUGCCGGAAGGAUGCACCGGUAAGAACUGUUUCGAAAAUCUUCUUGACCAGAUUGACAACAUCACAUCUCAAGUGCUCUCUGUGAAUACGGUGACCAACAUUUUGACGAUGGCCUUCAACGCUUCAGGGAAGAUUUUAGAGUCAUCAUCAUCAUCUUCAUCAUCAGUCAGCUCGGCUGAACUCGCCUCCAGUGGAAACCGUAUCUUAAAAACCAGUGAGAAACUCAUCUCUACAUUGGUGACGCCGACAGACACGAGUGCAGCUGUCAGUUUAACUCUUCCAGCUGUAGAGGUUGAAGUCUUCAUGGUUGGACCACAGGUCACCUUAGAUAAAAUCCCUCGACUUGACACGACAGAUUCUUCUGUGGACAUUGAUCUCAUUGGGAUCGCCAAGAACAACAAUGAAACUGGAUCAGCUGCUGUGGCUUUCAUGAGUUAUAACACAAUGGAGAAUCUACUGAAGCCAGACUUCUUCAACACAUUAAAUGACACGAAUAAAACCAUGAUGUCCACUGUGAUCUCAGCUACUCUUCCCAAAACCACCAACACUAAACUCACCAAACCAGUCAACUUCACCUUCAAACACAUCAGAGAGUUUGACCCCAACGGUUCUCUGUCCUGUGUGUACUGGAAUAUCAGCGAGUGGAUUGUAGAUGGUUGUUCUGUUUUAGAGACCAAUAGCAGCUACACUGUGUGUUCGUGUGUUCAUCUGUCCACAUUCGCUCUCAUCAUGCAAACCAGCCGCCCAUCAGAGAGCGACUCUCUGCUGGACCUGUUGAAUUUGGUGUGUGUGACCGUGGGGUUGGUGUUCUUCAUUUUGGCCCUGUUGACCUUUGCCCUUUGUCAGUGGAGUCCUGCAGUGAAUAAUGUGGCUCGAAUCAACCUCUGCAUCAGUCUUCUGUCGGCUCACCUUCUGUUCCUGCUCACACAACAGUUCCUGAGACUCAUACGCCGUCAUCAGGUGUUGUGUGCCGUGAUAUCAGGAGUGCUGCACUUCCUCUUUCUCUCCGGCUUUGUGUGGAUGUUCAUUGAAGCUGUGCUGCUCUUCAUCUGUGUGAAGAACCUAUCACAGAUCAGCUCCAAAAAGAGGGAGGUGCUUAGCAGUGGAUUCCUGUGUGUGAUUGGAUAUACGGUUGCUCUGGUUGUGGUGUCCGUGUCUGUCGGGCUGUUUCCUGGAGGAUACGGUAGUGAACACUGCUGGAUUAAAAUUGAAAAAGAUUUUAUUUGGAGUUUUCUGGGUCCUGUUUGUGUCAUACUAGCAUUAAACAUGAUUCUCUUCAUCACCAUCGUCAUCAAUCUGAACUCAACUCUCAAAAAUCUGAACGCUGAAGUUUCACAGAUGAAACAAUCCAAGAUUAUGGCAUUUAAAACACUGGCUCAGUUUGUGGUUCUUGGUUGCUCCUGGAUUCUGGGUUUCUUCACUCGUGACAGGAAGGAGCUGGAGAUCCUCUUCCUGAUCUUGAACUCCCAGCAGGGCACCUUCAUCUUCCUGGUCUAUUGUGUCUUCAAUAAUGAGGUCAGAGAGCAGUACAGGAAGUUCUUCAGAUGUCUUCGCUCUGGAUGCAAAAAACACUGAGGACUCCACCAUCAUCUUCAGGAAAUAAAGUACUCAAGUGCCAUUACUAUGCACGUUUACAGCUUGUUUUCCCUUGUCUCGUGGUUAAGGACUUUUAUGGUGAAGUAUUUUUGUUCUAUUGUUUCUGGGUUCACUUCCUGUGUUUAGUUCCUUCUUGCAUUUGUUCCCUAUUCUCUUAUCUGUGUCCAUAGCUACCCUCAUUUUUCACUAUGGCCACUCUUUGCCUACA